GGCUACCUCGAGCCCUUCGACCCUACAAAUCCAGAGGGAUGGGAGUCCUACGCGGAGCGGGUCGAGUUCUACCUCCGGGCCAACAAGAUCACUGACGCCGGAGCAAAGAGGGACGUUCUCAUGAGCGUCUGCGGGCCUGCCACGUUCGAGAUCGCCAAGGGUCUCUCGGCACCCGCCCGUCUGGCGGAGAAAUCCUAUGACGAGAUCAUCCGACUCCUCACGGGACACUUCUCACCACAGCCCUCGCGGGUGGCUCGCAGGUUCCUGUUCCACAAACGGGACCAGAUCGCGGGCGAGUCCGCCGCGGACUACCUGGCGGCCCUCCGCAAACUCUCCCACGCGAUAGACUCUACGUCCCUACAGGUACUGAACUUGCCCCACGAUUCCCCCGAUAAAAUCAAAGUGACGGUCCUUAUCGAGGGGAACCCCUGCCAAAUGGAGGUGGACUCAGGGUCCUCCAUUUCCCUCAUAGCGGAGGAAACCCUAAGAGAACUGUGUCCCCGCCAGCGGCUGCAACUUCGGCCGGCAGACUUCAUACUCCGGGACUUCCAGAAGAACCCGGUGCAAAUUGCAGGGUGGGCGCGGGUACAAGUCGAGCGGGGGUCCUUCCACGGCCCGCUGGACAUCCUGGUGGUAAAGCGCCAGCUGGCUACCCUGCUAGGUCUGGCCUGGUUCAAACCCAUGGGAAUCCGCGUGGAGGGGGUGGGGCAGACCUUAACGCCCCGUGGGUUCGGGGAGAUUUGCAAGGAAUUCCCCGAGGUAUUCGAUGGGUCCCUAGGAAGCUACCGGGGGCCGGCCAUCUCCCUGCCCCUAGACCCCACAGUCAGGCCGAUUCGGCUCAAGGCCAGGAGGGUCCCGUUCGCCUUGAAACCUAAGAUUGAGGCAGAGCUAGACCGCCUCACGGCACAAGGCGUCCUUGAGCCGGUGGACUACGCCACUUGGGAAACCCCCAUCGUUACCCCCAUCAAACCAACCGGGGAGGUGCGGAUAUGUGCCGAUUAUAAAUGCACCAUAAAUAAGGCUCUACAGGACAACCCCUAUCCGGUGCCGGUAGUGAGCCACGUCCUAGCCGCCCUAGCGGGGGCUAGGAUAUUCGGGAAGCUAGACCUAGCCCAAGCCUACCAGCAGCUCCCAGUAGACAGCAAGACGGCAGAGGCCCAAACGAUCGUGACACACAGAGGGGCCUUCCGCGUAAAGAGGCUGCAGUUUGGGGUGAGCGUCGCUCCGGGGAUUUUCCAGAGCAUAAUGGACUCUCUCCUUAAAGGAAUUCCCGGAGUCCAGCCGUUCUUCGAUGACGUUUUAGUCGCCGCCCCGGACCCCGAAGAAUUUGGCAACCGCCUCCGAGAGGUGCUCCGCCGGUUCCAGACCGCGGGGCUCAAGGUCAAGAGGGAGAAAUGUUUGCUGGGGGUUCCACGGGUGGAGUUCCUAGGGUUCGCCGUAGACGCAACUGGAAUCCACCCCACGGAAGAAAAGACCCGAGCCAUCGUACAAGCCCCGACCCCCACGAGCAAAGCGGAGCUACAAAGCUUCUUGGGGGUGCUCAACUUUUACCAUUCCUUCCUCCCCCACAAGGCUGCCCUCGCGGAGCCCCUUCACCGGCUGCUGGACAAGAAAGCCCCUUGGGUUUGGGGCAAACGACAGGCCGCCGCGUUUCAGGCGGUCAAGGACGUCCUGGUGUCCAAUGCGGUGCUCCACCAUUUUGACGAGGCCCUCCCCGUCAUCCUGGCAUGCGAUGCGUCGCCGUAUGGGGUGGGGGCAGUCCUGGGGCAUCAGCUGCCAGAUGGGAGGGAGGUACCGGUCGCAUACUACUCCCGCACGCUCACCCCAGCCGAGCGCAACUACGCGCAGAUCGACAAAGAGGCCUUGGCAAUCGUGGCGGGGGUCCGCAAGUUCCAUGAGUACCUAUAUGGGAGACGGUUCACAAUUGCCACGGACCACAAGCCCCUUUUAGGUCUACUAGCCCCAGACAGACAGACCCCCCAAAUACUCUCACAGCGCGUGUUGAGGUGGAACCAAUUCCUCAACUCAUACACGUACACACUGGUUCAUAGGGCCGGCAAGACUAUGGGUCACGCGGAUGCGCUCAGCCGCUUGCCGCUCCCGGAGACGGGUCCGGACCCCGCACCCGCACACCAGGUCAUGAUGAUAGAGAGCCUCCCGGAGCCGCCACUCCACGCCGCGGAGGUGGCCAAGGCCACUCAGAAACACAAGACACUGGCACGGGUGCUCGACUGGGUGGUGAGGGGGUGGCCAGAGGGAAACAUGGGUGAGGAAUUCAGGCCUUACAAGGCGAGGAGGGAGGAAUUAGCCGCACACAAGGGCUGCAUACUAUGGGGCAGUAGGGUAGUGAUUCCGCCCCCGCUCCAAAGGCGUGUUUUAGAAUCCCUACACGAGACUCACCCCGGCAUAAAUACUGUUACAGCUGGUUUUAAAAAGAACCAAGAAGCUCUUAACGAGAUGAAAAUAGACUUGAUGUUCCAGAUUAAGAAAACCAAUGACCAGCUGGCAGACUUUCAAAAACAAGUAUUGGCUAACACGCAACAAGUCCAUGACUUAACUGCCAAGGUUGAGAGAAUGGAAGAUCGAGAUAAGAGAACUUCUAAUAUAGUGAGAGAAAACCAAACAGAAUUGAUGGAGCUGGAGGAUCAUGUGAUGAGGCUUGAAAUGGAAAAAGCUGCAACUAUUCUUCGAUUUCAAAAUUUACCAGAAGAGAAGGAGGAAGAUUUGAUUAGUAAGAUUAUAUAUAUCCUGAUAGUGGAUGACGAAGACUUACUGGAAGAAGGACCCAAGGACAUCCUUUGGGCCAAAAGAGUGUCCUCAAGCUAUAUAAGGAAAUUUAAACUUCCCAGGGAAGUCCAAGAACAGCAAAGAAGUCCUCGGUGGUCCUUAAAUUUACAAAUUUUAAAAGAGACUAAAUUCUUGGAGGUGGCUAAAAAAGAGAUUCAGGAAUUUUUUAAACUCAAUGUUGAAAAAGAUACGAAAAUCCCAAUUAUCUGGGACGCAUUUAAGGCCUUUUUCAGAGGAGUUGCGAUUAGAUAUUCAUCAGAGAGAAAGAGAGAACAAAGGAAAGCCUACAAUGAACUUAUAACAAAACUGAAGCAUUGCGAGAAACAACAGAAAACCGGAAACUCCAGCCAAAGGAAGACCAGAAUCAUGUUUUUUCAACAUCAAAUAAAUGCUCUCUUGGCGGAAGAAAUUGAGAAAAAACUGAAGUGGGCAAGACAAAACUAUUUUGAAAAUGCUAACAAAGUGAGUAGAUGGCUGGCUUAUAGGCUGCGAAAGGAGAAGGAGAAAAAGAUUAUAAAAAUGUUGAAAAAUCAAGCCAAGGAAGAAGUGUUUCAAAACUCCCAGUUGAAAGAAAUUAUUCAAGAUUUCUACCGGAAUCUUUAUAAAAAGCAGAGGAUUGAUUUGCCAAAACAAGAAGAUUACAUAAAGGGGGUAGAAAUGAAGCAAUUAACAAGGGAACAGAAAGCAAGUUUGGAGAAUCCCAUCUCAAUACAGGAGAUUGUGGACGUAAUCAGAAUUCAAAAAAGUAACAAGACUCCAGGUCCGGAUGGUCUUCCGAUUGAGUUUUUUAGAGCCUUUGAAGAUUCAUUAUUGCUACCCUUCAAAAAAGUAGUUGAGAAUGCCUAUAACACAGCUGAGAUUCCAGACUCUUGGAAAGAAGCUUUAAUUACGCUUAUUCAUAAGGAAGGUACAGAUCCUUCAGAAAUCAAAAAUUAUAGACCAAUUUCGCUUUUGAACAGUGAUUACAAGGUAUACGCAGCCAUAUUGGCAAAUAGGUUGAAGAAAGUAAUUGCUGGCUUAAUUCAUGAAGAUCAGACUGGUUUUGUUCCAGGUCGAUUAAUGAACCAGAACGUGAGGCUAUUGUUGAAUGCGUUUGAAUAUUAUAGAGAACAUCCUGACAAAGAACUUGCUGCCAUAUUUGUGGACGCAGAGAAGGCCUUUGAUAAUGUUAACUGGAACUUUAUUAAAGCGACAUUGUCUGCAGUCGGCUGUGGUGAGAGAUAUUCCAGAAUGGUUGAAGCGGUUUACUCAAAGCAGGCUGCAAAAGUGAGCUUUAAUGGAGUAAUGACUGACUCAAUUGAGAUAGAACAAGUUUUCCUUCGAGAAUUCACUAUCAUUGCUAUUGUCUACUACUAUGAUGACCAAGACUGA
Molecule: messenger RNA, 4158 nt
Organism: Heteronotia binoei (common prickly gecko)
Lineage: Eukaryota; Metazoa; Chordata; Lepidosauria; Squamata; Gekkonidae
Exons: 5
Source: RefSeq, a predicted model, not a curated record